AUGCAAGGCUCUUUUUAAGAGUAGGAAGCUCUAGCCGACAUCUUUGAUUAAGUAAAAGAUGUAGAUAUAAAAAUCUUUGUGGUUUUAUUAGAAAUGUUUAGAAAGGAAAAAAUGAAAGACUGUAUUGGAUUUCUAUCAGAUAUUUAGAAUUCGAGACAAUUAGAAUCAUAAAUCUUACAACAAGUAGAGAAUAUCACCCAAGCUGAUACGGAAUAAAAAUUGUCUGUUAUUGCAAAUGACAUAAAUUAAAUUACAGAUGUAUUAAAAAAAUUAAAAGAUCAUGACUUCAAUAACUAAGACAUUAUCUCUGAAGAAAAUGAAGAAUCUAAACUAAAGUUAAUUUAAAGCAUCAAGGAUAAAAAAUAGAUAUAAGAAUUACUGUAAUUUUUAGUUCACCUCACAUCCAUUGAUGAAGCUUUAAUAUAGGUUGGGUCGAAUUCAUUACAUUUAUUAGUUUAGAUGAAGGUGGACCUUAGAAAGAAAAAUUUGGAAAAUAUUAAGAUCUAAAAUACUUCUUUAGUAGGAGGUAAUUUUGCUCGCUGUAAUUUAAGUGGAUCCUAAUUUGAUAAUGUUGAUAUAAGUUGGAUGAAUUUGAAUGGAGCAUUAUUAUUAAAUUGUAAAUGGAAAAAUUUAAGAAUCCAUGAAUUAAAUAACUUGGAUGGUCAUAGUAAUUGUGUGAAUUCAGUCUGUAUUUCACCUGAUGGAAAUACAUUAGCAUCUGUCAGUAGUGAUAAGACUAUUCGUCUAUGGGAUGUCAAAAAAGGAAAAUAAAAAGCCUAAUUCGAUGGUCAAACUGAUAAUGUUAAAUCAGUUUGUUUCUCUCCUGAUGGAAAUAACUUAGCCUCUGGAAGUGAUGAUGGGUCUAUCUUAAUAUGGAAUGUUAUGAUAAGAAAGAAAAUAGCCAAAUUAGAUGGUCAUACUUGCACUGUCUACUCAGUCUGUUUCUCUACUGAUGGAAAUACAUUAGCUUCAGGUAGUCUUGAUAUAUCUAUCCGUCUUUGGGAUGUCAAAACAGGAUAAUAAAAAGCCAAAUUAGAUGGUCAUACUUGCACUGUCUACUCAGUCUGUUUCUCUCCUAAUGGAAAUAAUAAAUACAUUAGCUUCUGGUAGUUGGGAUAAGUCUAUCCGUCUUUGGGAUGUCAAAACAGGAUAAUAAAAAGCCAAAUUAGAUGGUCAUACUAGCACUGUCUACUCAGUCUGUUUCUCUCCUAAUGGAAAUACAUUAGCUUCUGGUAGUGGUGAUUAGUCUAUCCGUCUAUGGAAUUUAAAAACAGGAUAAUAAUAAGCCAAAUUAUAAGGCCAUACUAGCACUGUCUACUCAGUAUGUAUUUCUCCUGAUGGAAAUACAUUAAUUUCUGGUAGUAAUGAUAAGUCUAUCCGUCUAUGGAAUUUAAAAACAGGAUAAUAAUAAGCCAAAUUAUAAGGCCAUACUAGCACUGUCUACUCAGUCUGUUUCUCUCCUGAUGGAAAUACAUUAGCUUCUGGUAGUUAUGAUAAGUCUAUCCGUCUAUGGGAUGUCAAAACAGGAUAAUAAAAAGCCAAAUUAGAUGGUCAUGAGCAUUGGGUAAUGUCAGUCUGUUUCUCUCUUGAUGGAAAUACAUUAACUUCUGGUAGUAGAGAUAACUCUAUCCGUCUAUGGAAUGUCAAAACAGGAUAAUAAUAAGCCAAAUUAGAUGGUCAUAGUGAUUAUGUUAUGUCAGUCUGUUUCUCUCCUGAUGGAAAUUCAUUAGCUUCUGGUAGUAAUGAUAAGUCUAUCCUUUUAUGGGAUGUCAAAACAGGAUAAUAAAAAGCAAAAUUAGUUGGUCAUACUAGUUAUGUCUACUCAGUAUGUAUUUCUCCUGAUGGAAAUACAUUAGCUUCUGGUAGUAAUGAUAACUCUAUCCGUCUAUGGGAUGUCAAAACAGGAUAAUAAAAUGCCUAAUUAGAUGGUCAUACUAGUGGUAUAUUGUCAGUCUGUUUUUCUCCUGAUGGAAAUAUAUUGGCUUCUGGUUGUUAUGAUAAGUCUAUCCGUCUAUGGGAUGUCAAAAAAGGAUAAUAAUAAGCCAAAUUAGAUGGUCAUAGUGAUUAUGUUAUGUCGGUCUGUUUCUCUCCUGAUGGAAAUACAUUAGCUUCUGGUAGUGUAGAUAACUCUAUCCGUCUAUGGGAUGUCAAAAUAGGAUAAGAAAUUAAAUCCUCUGAUAAAAACUACAAAGAUAUUCUUGCUUAAAUUAAAGCACCACUAUUUUCAAAUCAUCCUCUGCCAGGUAUUUAUUUUAUUAUUACCGUUUAGAAUCCAACAAUAUUACAAUUCUAAGAAUAUCUUAAAUACCAUUAUUUUAAGCAUAAGGAGCUUUGAUCUUGAAAGGAGAAUUUUUUAAUUAUGAAGGAUACGAUUUAAGAUAAUUAUUAAAAUCAAAAGGAUGCUGUUUUGUAGAAAACUUAUAGAAAGUGUGA
Messenger RNA from Paramecium pentaurelia, 2433 nucleotides. Lineage: Eukaryota; Ciliophora; Oligohymenophorea; Peniculida; Parameciidae. The record is from the annotation of a GenBank genome assembly.